AUGCAGUACACUGAUGUCCAGCAAGGCCGGGGAGGCUCCUCUGGCCGGGGCACAGCUCUGAGGGGUGGCUGUGAUUCUGAACUUGUCGUCUUCCUUGACUGCUUCAAGAGCUAUGAGGACCAGCGGGCUCUGCGGACAGAGAUCCUCAAGGAGAUGAGGGUGCUGCUGGGAUCCUGGUGGCAGAAGCCGGUCCCUGGUCUGAGCCUUGAGUUCCUUAAACAGGACACGCCCGGGGCCCUCCAGUUCCGACUGGCAUCCACAGACCUUGAAAACUGGAUGGACGUUAGCUUGGUGCCCGCCUUUGACGCUCUGGGUCAGCUCAGCUCCAGUGUCAAACCCAAGCCCCAGGUCUACGCCGCCCUCCUCCAAAGCGGCUGCCAGAAGGGCGAGCACGCGGCCUGCUUCGCCGAGCUGCGGAGGAACUUCGUGAACACCCGGCCGACCAAGCUGAAGAACCUGAUCCUGCUGGUGAAGCACUGGUACCGCCAGGUGUGCCCGAAGGCGGGGCGGAAGGAGAUGCCCCCUGCCUACGCCCUGGAGCUGCUGACCAUCUUCGCCUGGGAGCAGGGCUGUGGGAAGGAGGCCUUCAGCUUGGCCCAAGGCCUCCGCACCGUCCUGGGCCUGAUCCAGCAGUACCAGCACCUGUGUGUUUUCUGGACCACCAACUACAGCUGCGAGGACCCUGCAGUGAAGAAGUUCUUGCAGCGCCAGCUUGAGGGACCCAGGCCCGUGAUCCUGGACCCGGCUGACCCCACGUGGGACGUGGGGGACGGGGCAGCCUGGCGCUGGGACCUGCUGGCCGAAGAGGCAGAGUCCUGCUACGACUGCCCGUGUUUCCUGCAGGCGGCAGGGGGCGCUGUGCAGCCCUGGGAGGGGCCCGGCCUUCCACGCACUGGGCGCUCCAGUGUGGACCACCCCAUCCUGCGAGACCCUGCCCAGAGGACCCCCAUGGACGGUAGCAGUGCUGAUGCUGGAUGCUCCAGGGCAGGGGACAGGCGGCCCUUAUGCCCAGCUCCCGGCCCCUCGGUGGACGGCAUCGCCCCCUGUACACCGGAGGGGGUCCCGGGUCUGUCUCAGGUCCCCGCCAAGGAGCUGGACCGCUUCAUCCAGGACCACCUCAAGCCGAGCCCCCAGUUCCAGAAGCAGGUGAGCAAGGCCGUCGAUGGCAUCCUGAGCCGCCUGCGGGAGAACUGUGUCCACAAGGCCUCGAGAGUUGGCAAGGGGGGCUCAUUCGGCCGGGGCACAGACCUCAAGGGUGGCUGUGAUGCCGAACUCGUCAUCUUCCUCAACUGCUUCGAGGACUACAAGGACCAGGGGCCCCGGCGGGCGGAGAUCCUCGCUGAUAUGCGGGACCAGCUGGAAUCCUGGUGGCGGGAUCCGGUCCCCGGCCUGACCCUGAACUUUCCAGAGCAGACCAUGACCGAGGCGUUGCGGUUCCAGCUGGUGUCCCCAGCCCUAGCAAGCUGGACGGACGUGAGCCUGCUGCCGGUCUUUGAUGCCGUGGGGCAGCUCAGUGCCAGCACCAAACCGGACCCCAAGAUCUACCAGACUCUCCUGGACAGCGGCUGCCAGGACGGGGAGCACAGGGCCUGCUUCGCAGAGCUGCGGAGGAACUUCGUGAACACCCGCCCAGCCAAGCUGAAGAACCUGAUCCUGCUGGUGAAGCACUGGUACCGCCAGGUUGCUGCCGGGAACAAAGGAGAGCGGCCGGCCCGUGCCUCCCUGCCCCCAGCCUACGCCCUGGAGCUGCUGACCAUCUUCGCCUGGGAGCAGGGCUGCGGGAAGGACCGCUUCAACACGGCCGAAGGCCUGAGGACCGUCCUGGGGCUUGUCCAGCAGCACCGGCAGCUCUGUGUCUUCUGGACGGUCAACUACAGCUCUGAGGACCCAGCUCUCAGAACGCACCUCCUCGGCCAGCUUCGGAAACCCAGACCCCUGAUCCUGGACCCCGCCGACCCCACCUGGAACGUGGGCCUGGGCAGCUGGGAGCUGUUGGCCCAGGAAGCGGCCGCCCUGGAGACGCAGGCCUGCUUCAUGAGCGCAGACGGGACGCCCGUGCAGCCCUGGGAUGUGAUGCCCACGCUCCUGUACCAGACCCCAGCCAGGGACCUCGACAAGUUCAUCAGUGACUUCCUCCAGCCCAACCGCCAGUUCCUGGCUCAGGUGAACAAGGCGGUUGACACCAUCUGCUCCUUCCUGAGGGAAAACUGCUUCCAGAACUCUCCCAUCAAAGUGCUCAAGGUGGUCAAGGGCGGCUCUUCCGGGAAGGGAACGGCGCUGCGAGGCCGCUCCGAUGCCGACCUGGUGGUGUUCCUCAGCUGCUUCAGCCAGUUCGCCGAGCAAGGGAGCAUGCGGGCCGAGGUCAUCUCAGAGAUCCGAGCCCAGCUGGAGGCGUGUAAGCAGGCACGGCAGUUCGAGGUGAAGUUCGACAUCCCCAAGUGGGAGAAUCCCCGCGUGCUGAGCUUCUCGCUGACGUCCCACACGAUGCUGGACCAGAGCGUGGACUGCGAUGUGCUGCCGGCCUUUGAUGCCCUCGGCCAGCUGGCCCCUGGCUCCAGGCCCCCGCCUCAAGUCUACGUGGACCUCAUCCGCAGCUACAACACCCCGGGCGAGUACUCCUCCUGCUUCACAGAGCUGCAGCGGGACUUCGUCAUCGCUCGCCCCACCAAGCUCAAGAGUCUGAUCCGACUGGUGAAGCACUGGUACCGGCAGUGCAAGAAGAUGCCCAAGGGGAAGGGCUCUCUGCCCCCCCAGCACGGGCUGGAACUCCUGACGGUGUAUGCCUGGGAGCAGGGGGGGCAGGACCCCCAGUUCAACAUGGCCGAGGGCUUUCGCACUGUCCUGGAGCUGGUCACCCAGUACCGCCAGCUCUGCGUCUACUGGACCGUCAACUACAGCCGUGAGGACCAGACCAUCAGAGAUUUCCUGGAGCAGCAGCUUCGCAAGCCCAGGCCCAUCAUCCUGGAUCCGGCAGACCCGACAGGCAACCUGGGCCCCAAUGCCCGCUGGGACCUGCUGGCCACGGAAGCCGCAGCCUGCAUAUCCUCCCUGUGCUGCAUCGGCAGAGACGGCACCCCCAUCCAGCCGUGGCCCGUGAGGGCCGCUGUGUGAAGCCCGGAAAAUCAGUGGUCCUGCCAGAGGGACAGAUGGACACCAGCCCUCCAUGUGGGGAGACUCAGGGUCACAUGCCAGAUGUGUGUGUGUGUGUGUCUGUGUGUCUGUGUGCGUGCGCGCGUAUUGAGAGAGAGAGAGAGAGAGAUCCAGUCCAGCCUCCCAGCGGACAUCCUUGCCUCCCUCUCAGCUCUCUUCCCCGCAGCCCACUCUGCUCACCCAGCCCAUUGAAUCCCCCCUUGUAUCCAAUGGGCACUGCCCUGCCUCCGCGGCCUACACGCUGGAGUCCAGCUUGCGUGGGUGGGCACCUCCCUGGGUUUCCAGCUUCCUCAUCACCCUCGUGACCCUCUGGUCUCACUGCAUCUGCCCCUGCGAGAAUGUCCUCCUCCCCUCCCCGACAUCUCUCUCCCCGUCCACACCAGCUCGCAUCCUUCCUCCUGACACUCAUCUCUGACCUCCCAGCGGCUGCUCCUCCUUCCCUCAUCGAAGAACUUCUCACAGGGAUGGUAGAGUUUUCAUCUCAUUUGUCGGCCACCCUCAGUUGGUUGUGGCUGUCCGGAGCCCUACGUGUUAAAGGAUUUUGAAGAAUGGAUGCCUAGCCGCGAGGAGUGACCUAAUCAAUUAGUGAUGUCUGCCCUGGAUGCACUAGAGGAAAGUAGUGGCACGAGUGCCGUGAUGGAUUAGCAACGCCUGGCCUGCGUACAGGAAGAAGUGCUCAGAGACCUACAGUCUGUAUGUGUCUCGGCUACUGAGAAGCUUUCUGAGCUCAGCUGCUAGAAGGACCGCAUGCCGGGAUCGGCUGCUUAUGUCUGCCACAGACACAGACAGAGGGAGUGGGACGUGCAUGCCAUGCGGUCCCUGUCCUUGGACACUUCCCCGGAUGCCUUUUCGUUGGAGGCCUCCUUUUGGUCCCGUUUCGCUCCUCCCCCCAGUUUGCACAUCUUAAUGUCAUGCCAUACUUCCUUUCUGGUUUUUUACCAAGUUCCUGUCUUUUUUCUGCCCUGCUACAAUGCCACCAGGGGGAUCCUCCAUGCCCAGAGCCUACAUGUGAGCCAGUGCCCUAGUGAGAGUGCCAGCCUGCCUCUGCCUCCAGAGCAAACCCACCCGGCGCAUGCAGGGGGCACUCCUGACCUCCAGUGCGGUCACAGUGUCCCUCUCAGUCCAGGGCCAGCACGGAAAACAGAAAGCACUCCGGAAUCGGAAGUGGGAAGGGAUUCCGUCCAACCCUGGACCGGCGGAAGGAGGCUGGGGCCACCUGGGUGCUAGUUUCGUUAUUGGAUCACCGCGGCUGAAUCAGAGGAAGCUGCUGCUGCUCUGCCCACCGCCUCUCCCCGACAAAGCUGGGGUCCAGACCAGGGACGUGGACUCCCACAAUCACACACAUCCCGCAGGACUGGGCCACCAGGGCUGCAGGGGGUGCUUCUGUGUCUCUCCUUUAAAAUAAACAAAAUUACGGCCUGGA
Molecule: messenger RNA, 4573 nt
Organism: Myotis lucifugus (little brown bat)
Lineage: Eukaryota; Metazoa; Chordata; Mammalia; Chiroptera; Vespertilionidae
Gene: OAS3
Product: 2'-5'-oligoadenylate synthetase 3
Exons: 16
Coding region: 1-3111 (1036 amino acids)
Biological process (GO): regulation of ribonuclease activity; negative regulation of viral genome replication; defense response to virus
Cellular component (GO): nucleoplasm; cytosol; membrane
Molecular function (GO): 2'-5'-oligoadenylate synthetase activity; double-stranded RNA binding
Source: RefSeq, a predicted model, not a curated record